UCUCAUAAUAAAUAAAUAAAUAAAAUAAAAUGCCUUUGGCAAAGAAGAAAAAAAAAAGGGGUAAAUUGGAAUAUAGGAAGUGGCCGGAAAUCCGAAAAGAGAGGGAGGGGAAAGGGGGGAAUCCACCUCGAAGAUUCCUCGUCUCGCUUCGCUCUUGCUCUUGACUCCGCUCUACCCGCCGCCGCCGCCCAAACGACCAAACGACCUCCUCCUUGUUCGGACUUUGGAGCAAGCAAAAGCAAUCGCAAUUAGCAACACAUCAAUCAAAUCCUUUGUUAGAUUUGAUGCGAGCGUCCUCCAAUCCAAGAUUAAUUUCCAUCUAUUAUUAGGGUACUCCUACGAAACAACAAGUAGCUAGCUAUUAGUGAGUGAGUGGAGAUUGAGAAUUGGAUGGGGAUUCCGAAUCCCAGCGACGAGGUGGUGCAAGUCCGGCACGGCGAUGUCGCCGGCGAGCCAACCGUGGUGACCAUUAGCUGCCCCGACAAGACGGGCCUCGGCUGCGACCUCUGCCGCCUUGUCCUCCUCUUCGGCCUCAACAUCGUCAAGGGAGACAUGAGCACUGAUGGGAGGUGGUGCUACAUCGUGCUGUGGGUGGUUGCAAGGCCCGGCCGCGCCAUGGCAAUGAGAUGGGACCUCCUCAAGGACAGGUUGAUCCAGCUCUGCCCUGUCGCCGCGCCAUUCGGCCUCGACAACCACCACCUCGCCGCCGCUGGUCUCCACCUCCACGACCACGAUGCACCUGCCCCCUCUCCCAACAUCUUCUUGCUCAAAUUCUUCUGCUACGACCGUAUGGGCCUCUUGCAUGACGUGACACGAGUGCUGUGCGAACUGGAACUCACAAUUCGUAGAGUGAAGGUCUCCACCACACCUGAUGGGAGAGUGCUGGAUCUUUUCUUCAUCACAGAUGCUAGGGAACUUCUACAUACAAAGAGCAGAAGGGAAGAGACCUAUGACAAACUUCAGAGUGUUUUAGGUGACUCCUUGACAAGCUGUGAAAUAGAAUCUGCUACGGAGGAAAUGUCCUCUUGCCUCCAAGCUUCUACUUUGUUGCCACAUUCUGCGGUGGAAGAGAUGUUUAACGUAGAGGUUGUCGAGGAGCAAUCCAGGUCUUGUGGUGGUUUGUCAGUUGCAAUGGACAACUCUCUUAGUCCUGCGCACACUCUUAUUCAGAUCCAGUGUGGUGACCAUAAAGGCCUCGUAUAUGACAUCAUGAGAACACUCAAGGACUGUAACAUCCAGAUUUCGUAUGGACGAUUCUAUGCCAGCCAGAAUGGGAGCUGUGAGGUAGAUUUGUUUGCUGUGCAAUCAGAUGGGAAGAAGAUCGUUGACCAGCACAAGCAAAGAGCGCUGUGUUGUCGGCUGAGGACAGAGCUCCACCGUCCGCUGCGCGUGGCAUUGGUAAACAGAGGCCCUGACACGGAACUGCUGGUGGCUAACCCAGUGGAGGUGUCGGGCAAGGGUAGACCGCUGGUGUUCUACGACAUCACCCUUGCUCUCAAGAAGCUUCACAAACGGAUCUUCUUGGCUGAGAUUGGUCGGCAUGUGGUGGGUGAUAGGGAAUGGGAGGUUUACAGGGUGCACCUUGGUGAGGGAGAUCAUUCUUCAUUGCGGAGCAAGAUUGUUGAUGGAGUCACCAACAUGCUCAUGGGCUGGGACGACACUCCUCCAUCCUAAUCCUACUAGUAGUAGUUCUAGUUAGUUUUUUUAUGGAACACACGUCCUUUGCCUUGUACAUAGUUGGUAGUGGCUGCUGUAAAUUGUGUGCCUUGUUAAGUCGUUCGUGGUAGAAUGCGUUGGCAGUAGCUAGCUUUGACUAAUCAAUCAGCAGCUAAUUUCAGUCUGUUUAGUUAGGGAGCACUCCCCUCUAGUUGUAUCACUAUCAAAACUGAAUAGUGCUCAAGUUAUCUAACAGGAGGAAAUGCUUACUCCUAAUUACUAAAGUGGUAGUGCCCGCAAUUAGUAAGCAA
Oryza sativa Japonica Group (Japanese rice) is the source of this 1967-nucleotide messenger RNA. Its product is annotated as ACT domain-containing protein ACR10. Lineage: Eukaryota; Viridiplantae; Streptophyta; Magnoliopsida; Poales; Poaceae. The record is from RefSeq and is a predicted model, not a curated record.